AUGAGACUUCAGGAUUGGAUGCACUUGACCACUCCGAAAGCUAUUCAUUCAGGUGCGGUGGAUUUCUUUAGUUCUUUUCUUAGGGCUAGACCACAUAGAGAUCUUCCAGAUUUGUCGGCGUAUGUGCAAAAUUCUGUUUUAGAGGAGGAGAAUGAUUGCCUCCUUCAGCUCCCUUCGAUCCAAGAGGUAAAAUAUGCAAUGUUUUCCAUUAUGGUAGAUAGUAGUCCUGGCCUUGAUGGGUUUGGCUCUGGAUUCUAUAGAGCGUGUGGGGAUAUUGUUGAAGCUGAUGAGGUGGCAGCAGUUAGAGACUUGUUCAGUGGGGUUUCGAUGCCUAGAUUCUACUCGGCUUUUUAUAUUGUGCUCAUCCUGAAAAUACAGCAACCUACAGGUUUUGAUAAAUUUCGGCCUAUAAGCUUAUACUCUGUUGUUUAUAAGGUAUUUUCAAAAAUUCUGGUUCGAAGGAUGUCUCCCAUUCCGAGCAAAAUUAUCUCCCCUAAACAAGGGGCUUUCUUGCCUAGGAGAAGCAUAGUUGAAAAUAUUACGUUGGCCCAAGAAAUAAUUCAGAUGAUAAACAAAAAGGUUCGUGGGGGAAAUACUCAUAUUAAAGUGGACAUGGCCAAGGCGUAUGAUUGUAUUGACUAG
Molecule: messenger RNA, 642 nt
Organism: Juglans microcarpa x Juglans regia
Lineage: Eukaryota; Viridiplantae; Streptophyta; Magnoliopsida; Fagales; Juglandaceae
Exons: 1
Coding region: 1-642 (213 amino acids)
Source: RefSeq, a predicted model, not a curated record